AUGUUCACAUUCCGUCGUCGAACAUUAUCACGCCUCAUCUUUAUCACAUUCUUCGGGCUCUUCCUUCGUUGGCUACUCUCUCCUCCACCAACACACUCAAAAUCACAGUCGCAUCAAAUCGUAGAGCACAACUUCAUCGAGCGUGCGACACGACCAGACAAAUCCUUGAAUGUCCAGCGCCAUCCCUUUCUGCAGUCUCGCAUGGGUCGUGACGAGCGCGAUGACAUGUUCUCGGCUCUUGUCCAGGACGGCGCCAGAGAUUACUGGGAGCGUUUUCAACUACCUUACAUCAUAAAUAAGGAUACCGCCUCCACAGACGCUCAGCACGUCCUCAGCGCCAUUGACCAACUCCUAUCACUCAACGGCUGGGUGGCCGCCCUCUGUCCAACACUCACACGUCCCUUUGGCCAGAACAAACGCGAAGGUGCCUACGACGACCUCAUUCGCGAAAACCAUCUCUAUUACAUCGCCAUCGUCAUACACUCGGCCGAUCACUUCCUCGUCGACCAGCUCGCCGUUAUCGUGCAAAUGGCAAAAAGACUCGGAACCGACAACCUCUUCGUCUCCAUGCUCGACUACGACUCCAACGAUUCAACGGAAACCCUCACAGACCUGUGCGAAGCCGUGCUCACCCUCCUCGGCGUACCCUUCAGGAUUAGACGAGUGCCAGGAAUGACACGAGACCCCUCUGCCGCAUAUUACCCACUUGAGGAAGCACAUAUGAGAAACCUCGCUUUGGAGCCAUUGCAGGAACUGCAACUAAAGAGAAAUAUCAAAUUCGCUCGCGUCAUCUGGCUGAAAGGCUUCACCUGCCCCAACGAUAUCCUCGAAACUAUCAAGAUCAGUUUUGCGAACGAGGCUGCAAUGGUUUGCGGGAUGGACUGGGCAGAACAUAACGGGUUCUUCAUCUUCUCAGACCGUUGGCGAACACGCGAUAUCGAAGGUGACCAAUUCCGACAAUCAAAAUCAUCCUCCAAGCCAGACGCCGUACCUCCCCGCGACAAGCAAGGCGCCAUCCGCUACGGACAGCACCUCCCAUUCCAAGUAUUCUGCUGCGAAUCCGGAACGCACGUCGUCGACCCGUCACAGUCGUAUUACAAAGGCGUCAGCUACCGCUCAGGGACGGAUUACCAGAACCUCUCAAGGUCAGAGAAUGUAGGCAAUCGGGAUCCAGACGCACCGUGCUUGGACAGCAGCCAGGCUUGGUUCUGCAGGGAUCUAUGGGUUCGCAGCGCGAGAGACGCAAUGAACGAAGUUGAUUUAGCCAAUGGAGCAGCGCCCAUGAGGAAGAGGGACGUCCACGUCAUUGAGGUGGCAGCGAGGGACCCGAUGAUGGACGGCGCUCUCAAAGCUAGGAGGGACGCAGAAGCAGCGGUCCCAUUCAAACCUCGAGACGCAGUGAAAGUGCAGGUUGGGUCUGGAGAGGAGGAGGUGAACGAUGACGCUACCGAUCGGCGGAAGAAGGGCAAGGCAGACGAAGACGCAAACGCUGGGUCGGAUUACGAUGCCAUGUCGGUUGAGGACGGCGGAGAGAUCGUGCCUCCGCCAGAGGUGGGCCGGCUUUCGAUACCCAAUUCAGUUUUUAGACCUGCACGAAUUCUUGUUAACCCUCGGUGCCCGACGACGUAUGCUGGAGUCAGUCAUACACAGUUGGCGAGGGACUUGUUCGGAGAGGGGGAUGACGAUGUGCGGAGCAUUGCUGGGAAGUACGUGCUAGAAGAUUGGGAGGGAGCCCCAGAGAGUUUUGUCUGUCAAGAGCAGAGACAAACGGGUGGUAGAAAAGCCACAAAAACACAAAGGAGACUUGGGUUCUCGAUUCAUGAUGAGUUACAGCGGCUACCUGUGUAA
Messenger RNA from Laccaria bicolor S238N-H82, 1848 nucleotides. RefSeq names its product glycosyltransferase family 69 protein. The record is from RefSeq and is a predicted model, not a curated record. The transcript has 4 exons. NCBI's taxonomy places the organism in Eukaryota, Fungi, Basidiomycota, Agaricomycetes, Agaricales, Hydnangiaceae. The coding region runs from base 1 to 1848 and encodes 615 amino acids.